AUAGACUCACCUGCCGGCAUUGGGCAUCAUUAAAUAAAAACGUUCGUUCAAUUAACAACUGCAGUGUGCUGAGGACCCAGUCGAAAGGAUACUUUUGCCUUUUGGAUUACACUUCUGAGCUUCGAACAAGAUGAAGAACUUUGCUCUCUGUCUGCUGGUCGCCGCCUUGAUGAGCUGCUGCCAGGCUGCCCCCCAAAAAGCGGAGGAGCCCAUCGCCAUCAUCAGCCAGGAGUCCAACAUAGAACCAGAUGGUGCCUACAACUACGCAUACGAAACGGCUAACGGAAUUAAGGCCGAGGAGACCGGAACCCUGAAGAAGGCCACCUCCCCCGACACCAGUGACGUGAUCAUCGCCAGGGGAUCGGUGUCCUACACCUCUCCCGAGGGCAACCUGAUCACCCUGAACUAUUCGGCCGAUGAUGAGAACGGUUUCCAGCCGCAGGGCGAUCAUCUGCCCACUCCACCACCAAUCCCACCAGCGAUUCAGAAGGCUCUGGACUACCUGCUCACCCUUCCCCAGUCAAAGCGUCGUUAAGGACGGAAGACCCCCUAGAUGUUGACCAACGAUUGUGACCGACCUCGAUUCUAAUGUGUAGAUGCUGCGCUGUUGCUACAAGUUGAUUGCUGCAAAUCCCCCAAUCCCGAUCCCUAGACAAUCACACAUAAGACACAAGCCAAGGGCUGGAGCCUUUCCUCCUCAAUUCUUCUUUCACACAGGAGGUCAAAGGUCGGCCAAAUCCACUGACUGAAGAACACAAACUCAAACGGAUUUGAGGGACAAACACCACACUGAACAACACAACACGAUGAUACUGAUAACCCAGUCUGCUUUCUUGCUUUCUUCCACGAACUCUCUUCUACGCGAAUUUCUUCAGAUCUUUUAGUCGCCGGAACUUCGCCAUUUUCGGACUCAUGUGAUAUCGUCGAUUUAUCAAUGAAAUCAACAAAGAAAAUGUAAAAAAAAUAACUAACAAACAAGAAAUUACAUAAAUAAUAUACAGGAAUAUUAUCCACAGCAAA
Messenger RNA from Drosophila subpulchrella, 1020 nucleotides. It is a transcript of the gene Cpr49Ae, whose product is annotated as endocuticle structural glycoprotein SgAbd-4. The record is from RefSeq and is a predicted model, not a curated record. Gene Ontology annotation, molecular function: structural constituent of chitin-based larval cuticle. Gene Ontology annotation, cellular component: chitin-based extracellular matrix. The coding region runs from base 131 to 535 and encodes 134 amino acids. Lineage: Eukaryota; Metazoa; Arthropoda; Insecta; Diptera; Drosophilidae. The transcript is spliced from 3 exons.